AGAUAAAGCCCUACGGAAGAGAGCUGCAACUACAGUAAGUAAACUCAGUCUUUCUACAAGUUCCUGGCUGGGCUCUUCACAGGACAUUCUGACUCAGUGGCUCCAGUUCUUGUGGCUGAAAAGAGCCACAGACGUCAACGGAGAAAAGAAAAGGAUGAAACAGGGAUAUAUAUCGAGAACUUCCCACACACAAGUUAUGAAGCCAAUGGAUUCCUUACUUCAUUUUUUCUUCAUUGUUGUGACAUUAUCCACAUCUGAAGUGAAAGCAGAGAUACCCGAGUCCACAUGUUUUGAAUCUGACUGGGAGACUUACAGGCUUAUUCAAGGGGAAGCCUUUUAUUAUGAGCCUCUAGAGAUAGAAGAUCCCAUGUACCCUGGUGACAAUUUCACUUGGUACAAAAAUGGCCCAGUGAUUGAGAACAUCACCACCGACGAGAAACACCGGAUACAUUACCAUGGUGGAGGACUGUUUUUCUUCAACCUUACCAUUGCUGAUGCAGGCAAUUACACUGGAAAGCUGAUAAAACCAACAGGAGAAUGUGUUAAAUACCAUGUAAAAAUUGAAGUUUAUGAUGGAAAAAAUCGGGACAUAUUGACCUAUGGAUCAAUCACCAAUUCUAACGAUAACAAAAUGAUUCCAUGUCCGAGUCCUAUCAAAUACAUAUGUGAAACCUUCGAUGGAAACUUCACCUGGUACAAGGAUGACAGUCUUCUUCCAGGAGAACAUGAAGAGGACCUGUGGGUGAAACAAGCCACUAAAUAUCACGAGGGCAUAUACACCUGCAUCUGUACCUGGACUCACAAUGACAGGGUCUACAGCUCGUCCGGCUCCAGGAGACUAGUGGCUCUUGAGAAAGUUAAUCACCGUGAUGUUAAAAUCCUCUCCCCAGUCGAUAAGGAACAAUUUGCUGAACAAGGCUGUGGCGUCAAGCUGAACUGCUCCGUUUUCUGCGGGACAAAUGUGAAAAACAACUGUAAGGCCGAGUGGCAGAUUCCUGGAAAAGAGUUGAGCCAGAUGAAAGGAUAUAAUCAAAUACAGAAAAUAGUGAUGAAGGAGCCUUCAAAGGAAACCAUCUCCAACGCAAUCCUGACCAUUGACAAAGUAUCCGCCCAGGACUUCCAGCAUCAGUUUGUAUGUGUCGGUGUGGGCUUUUACACCAAAAAUAACUUCACUCUAACUCUCAAACCAAGAGAGUCAGCCAUUCCACUGAUCGUAGGAGGAGUGUGUGUGGUGUUGAUCUCCGUAUUAGCUGCUCUGCUAAUAAAAAGUUUUGCCAUCGACAUUGCUCUCUUCUUCAGACCGUUGUUCCCUCUUGGCAGCCAUGAUAAAGAUGAGAAGCUGUACGACGCGUUUGUGGUCUACCAGACGCAGAACCUGGACAAAGCCACUGAGGACAAACUCUUGUCUUUCGUUGCAAAGACUUUACCCUCGGUCCUUGAAGAUAAGUGUGGAUACCGACUCUUCAUCCAGGGGAGAGACGACAUACCGGGGGAAGAUCAUGUGGAGCUGGUGGAGAGAUGCAUGAACCAGAGCAGGAGGCUGAUGGUCAUCCUCCCCCCAGGCUCAGCAUCAGGACCGGAACUUCCAGACAAACAUCCUGCCUGGCCUUCAACCUCAGCUAUUGGAGGGUUUGACUGGCAGGUUGGGCUCCACCAGGCGCUGGUCCAGAGAGAGAUGAGCGUGAUCCUGAUCCAGCUGGGGGACCCGGGGCCCCAGGGCUACAGCCACCUCCCGCUCAGCCUGCAGCACCUGAUCCAGGAGAGCGCCCCCAUCAGGGGGCCAAGCCAACCACGGGUUCAGGAGUGCGGAAAGUCACGGUUCUGGAAGAGAGUCCGAUACCUGAUGCCUGUAAAACCUGCCAAGAAAUGUGACUUUUCUUCUAUCUUAUGAAAAUGUGACAUAUCGGUAGUAGA
This is a messenger RNA of Cololabis saira (Pacific saury), 1914 nucleotides long. It is a transcript of the gene il1rl1, whose product is annotated as interleukin 1 receptor-like 1. Gene Ontology annotation, biological process: signal transduction. Bases 155 to 1891 code for a protein of 578 amino acids. The transcript is spliced from 13 exons. NCBI's taxonomy places the organism in Eukaryota, Metazoa, Chordata, Actinopteri, Beloniformes, Belonidae. The record is from RefSeq and is a predicted model, not a curated record.